GACGUACAUACGUCAUGUACUCGCAGGCCUACGUGACGCGUGAGUCUGGAAUCAACUGAUGUUUUGUGUCAACGAACUCUCUGCGUGAUUUCCCAAGGUUUCCACGCCGCGAAAUGUAUGAAGAAAUGUCAGCAGAGAGAAACUGGACAGACACCGAGACGAGGGCGCUGCUGUACAUCCGACAGGACGAAGAAAUCAGUAGGCAAAUCAGCGGAACCGUUCGCGAUUCUCUUAUUUACGCCGAAAUAUCGAGGCUCCUUCGGGCGCAAGGCAUCCACAGAACCAAGCGACAGGUCACCACCAAACUGAAAACACUCAAGCAGAAGUUCCUGAAAAUUCACGAGCAUCACAGAAACAGCGGGCACGGUAGAGUGUACUGGAAUUAUUAUGAUCUCUGCAAGUCCAUAUGGGGCAGCAACCGCCUCACGAACACUUUAACACUUCAUAAUAACGUGAAACUCGAAGAGCCCCAGAGUACAUCCAUCGAGGACGCGCGAAAUGAGAGCAGAUCCACUGACAUCGAGGUGUCCAUCACUCCUGAAGACGCGGAGACGGAUGACAUGACAGAAGGCAGCUGUUCGUUUGAAGAGCACUACAGUAAUUGUGGCUACAGCGUGGCGUUGGGGACUAAUGGCUUCGCCUGGGAGCAAGUCAACACCUGGGAGAGACCCUCCAUGGACGCGGCCGUUCCCACAGGCUCCUUCAUGAUGGUGAAUGCUUCGGGUCGUGCAUCAGGCCAGAAGGCGCACCUGCUUCUCCCCACACUAAAAGAGAAUGACACCCACUGCAUAGACUUCCACUACUCUUUGUCCAGCCGGGAUGGGACGAGUCCCGGAACCCUCAAUGUCUACAUAAAAGUGGAUGGUGGACCGCAGGGGAAUCCCAUCUGGAAUGCCUCAGCACCCGUCACUGAAGGCUGGGUGAAAGCUGAACUGGCCAUCAGCACCUUUUGGCCCAACUCCUAUCAGGUUAUUUUUGAGGCAGUAUCUGUACAAGGGCAUCCUGGGUUCAUCGCAGUGGAUGAGAUACACGUUUUGGCCCACCCUUGCCGCAAGACACCACAUUUUCUGCGGCUGCAGAAUGUUGAGGUGAAUGUGGGACAGAAUGCAACCUUCCAGUGUAUUGCUGGAGGCAAAUGGUCACAACAUGACAAACUCUGGCUACAGCAAUGGAACGGUAAAGACACGUCUCUCAUGGUAACCCGAGUGGUGAACCAUCGACGAUUCUCCGCCACCGUUAGCGUAACGGACACGUCACAGCGGAGCACCAGCCGUUACCGCUGCGUGAUUCGUUCCGAUGGAGGAUCUGGAGUGUCCAACUAUGCUGAGCUGAGCGUCAAAGCGCCCCCCACACCCAUUGCUCCUCCUGAGCUUCUCGCAGUUGGUGCCACCUACUUGUGGAUCAAACCAAAUGCCAACUCCAUCAUCGGCGAUGGUCCCAUCAUCCUGAAAGAGGUGGAGUACCGCACCACCACUGGAAACUGGGCCGAGACUCAUGUCGUGGAUGCGCCAACUUACAAGCUCUGGCAUUUGGACCCGGAUGUGGAGUAUGAGAUUAAAGUUCUUCUGACCCGACCUGGAGAGGGUGGCACUGGACCGCCGGGACCUCCUCUCAUCACUCGGACCAAAUGUGCUGAUCCAGUCAACGGUCCCCAGAACGUAAACGUGGUGGACAUCCGUGCCCGUCAGCUGACCCUGCAGUGGGAGACCUUUGGAUAUGCGGUGACACGCUGCCACAGUUUUAACCUGACUGUACAGUACCAGUAUGUGUUCAACCAGCAGGAGUUUGCCGCUGAGGAGCUCAUCCCGACCUCCUCUCAUUACACUCUGAGGGGACUCAGGCCUUUCGUGACGGUCAGACUACGGCUGGUGCUGGCCAACCCUGAGGGCAGCAAGGAGAGCGAGGAGAUCGUCAAACAGACAGAGGAAGAUGUUCCUGGCCCCAUUCCUAUGGAGUCCGUCCAGACAGGCCCAUACGAGGAGAAAAUCUUCAUGCAAUGGAAGGCCCCGAAUGAAACUAAUGGAGCCAUUACUCUCUAUGAGAUCACCUAUAAGGCACUUGGCUCCCUGGACCCCAGUGCAGAUUUGACAACACAACGUGGCCGGGUCUUCAAACUCCAAAAUGAGACACAUCAUCUCUUCGUUGGGUUGUAUCCUGGCACCACAUACUACUUCACUCUGAAAGCCAGCACCAACAAAGGCUUCGGCCCACCCGUAACCACCCGUAUAGCCACCAAGAUCGCAGCUCCAUCCAUGCCUGAAUAUGAGACCGACUCUCCGCUCAAUGAGACGGACACGACAAUCACCGUCCUUUUAAAACCCGCCCAGUCACGAGGGGCCCCUGUCAGUGCUUAUCAAGUGGUGGUUCAAGAGGAACGGAAGAAGAAAGUUCGCAGAGCCACUGAUGUGUUGGAGUGUUUCUCCAUUCCUGUUAGUUUCAGAAACGCCUCCAUCUUGGAUUCACCUCACUAUUUUGCUGCCGAACUUCCCCCUGUUAGCCUUGCUGUAGUACAGCCCUUUACUAUAGGAGACAACAAGACUUAUAAUGGCUACUGGAACGCACCGCUGUCACCAGCCAAAAGCUACAGUAUUUACUUUCAGGCCCUGAGCAAAGCCAAUGGGGAAACCAAAAUCAACUGUGUGCGACUAGCUACCAAAGUGGUAAUAGGUAGGGGACAAAAUACCACGCCCUACAUACUUGUCAUUCCCAGUGAAGGUGCAUCUACCCAGAAUUCCAAUGACAUAGAGCCUGAAAAACAGGUGGACAGCACUGUAAAGAUGGCAGGCGUCAUUGCGGGAAUCCUCAUGUUUGUCAUCAUUCUCCUGGGCGUUCUUCUCACCUUCAAACGCAGAGAAAUCCACACCUGGAGAACUCUAAGUGUGGGGAAACUAGCUAAAAAACAGAAGGAGACAGCCAGCAGCAGUACGCAGAGAGAGAUGGGACCCGUAGGCACAGCGGAUAAAAGCACAGGAAAAGUCAGCACGUUACACAAGGACGAUCCGUUCUCCACCAGCAACCAGGACCUCAACGGAUUCUCCUCCUCUUCUCCAUGCUCCUUCUCCAUCCAGGGUAAAGCCCUUCAGAGCAAAACCCUCCUCAACUCUUACUACUCAGUUUCUAAGGAGCCAGUCCCUGCCACAGCCUCUAUAGAUGGCAGCCACAGUGAGAUGUCCCAGCCCUCGAUGACCAUCCAGACGUACCCAUAUGGAGGCUGUGAGUCGGUGGAGAUGUCCUACCAGGCCGGCCAGUUCCAACCGGCCAUCAGAGUGGCAGACUUGCUCCAACACAUCACCCAGAUGAAGUGUGGGCAGGGUUACGGGUUUAAAGAGGAAUACGAGGGUCUGGCUGAGGGACAAACGGCCCCUUGGGAAACUGCCAAGAAAGAUGAGAACCGCAACAAGAAUCGCUACGGCAACAUCAUCGCUUACCCCACAGACGAUCACACUCGUGUCAGGCUGCAACUGCUGGAGGGAGACCCCCACUCUGACUACAUAAACGCCAACUAUAUAGACGGCUACCACAGACCAAGGCACUACAUCGCCACACAAGGCCCCAUGCAGGAGACCGUGAGGGAUUUCUGGAGGAUGAUUUGGCAAGAGAAUUCUGCUAGUAUCGUCAUGGUAACCAACCUGGUGGAAGUGGGCAGGGUGAAAUGUGUCCGGUAUUGGCCUGACGAGACCGAGGUGUACGGAGACAUUAAAGUUACGCUGAUCGAAACGGAGCCUCUUGCAGAAUAUGUGAUCAGGACUUUUACUGUUCAAAAGAAGGGUCAUCACGAGAUUCGGGAAAUCCGGCAGUUCCAUUUCACCAGCUGGCCCGAUCACGGCGUUCCCUGCUACGCCACAGGCCUGCUGGGCUUCAUCCGCCAGGUCAAGUUUCUCAAUCCUCCAGACGCAGGGCCCAUCGUGGUGCACUGCAGUGCUGGUGCUGGAAGAACAGGCUGUUUCAUUGCAGUGGACAUUAUGUUGGACAUGGCAGAGAGUGAGGGUGUGGUGGACAUCUUCAACUGCAUCAGAGAGCUGCGCUCACAGAGAGUCAACAUGGUUCAGACAGAGGAGCAGUAUGUGUUUGUGCACGAUGCCAUUCUGGAAGCUUGUUUAUGUGGAAACACAGCUAUCCCAGUGUGUGAAUUCAGAGCCAUCUACUACAACAUCAGCAGACUGGACCCUCAGACCAACUCCAGCCAGAUCAAAGAUGAGUUUCAGACUCUGAAUAUAGUGACACCGCGUGUUCGUCCGGAGGACUGCAGCGUGGGUCUGCUCCCGCGUAACCACGAUAAGAACCGCAGCAUGGACGUCCUCGCGGUGGACCGCUGCCUGCCUUUCCUCAUUUCUGUUGACGGCGAGUCUAGCAACUACAUCAAUGCAGCGCUGAUGGACAGCCACAAACAGCCGGCGGCCUUCAUCGUAACGCAGCACCCUCUGCCCAACACCGUGGCCGACUUCUGGAGGCUAGUGUUCGACUACAACUGCUCCACCAUUGUGAUGCUGAACGAAAUGGACGCUGCGCAGCUCUGCAUGCAGUACUGGCCAGAGAAAGGCUCCUGCUGCUACGGCCCCAUUCAGGUUGAAUUCAUCUCCGCCGACAUUGAUGAGGACAUUAUCAAUCGCAUUUUUAGGAUCUGCAACAUGGCACGGCCACAAGAUGGCUACCGGCUGGUCCAGCAUUUCCAGUUCAUUGGUUGGCCAGCGUACAGAGAUACGCCGCUGUCCAAACGCUCCAUCCUGCAGCUGGUCAGACGACUGGCCAAGUGGCAGGAGCAGUACGACGGAGGAGAUGGACGCACGGUGGUCCACUGCCUGACUGGUGGAGGACGCAGCGGGACGUUUUGUGCCAUCUGUAGCAUCUGUGAGAUGAUCCAGCAGCAGAACAUCGUGGACGUGUUCCACACAGUCAAGACACUGAGGAACAACAAAGCCAACAUGGUGGAGACAAUGGAGCAGUACAAAUUCUGUUACGAGGUGGCUCUGGAGAGCUUGAACGCCUUCUGAACGUACGAAAGGUGAAGAAGAGGGAAAAACAAGCAAAGCAAUCUUCUCUUCUUCCUCAGAAUGACAUCUCAUCUCAUCACAAACUCAUCGUUCAGGCUUUCCUCUGAGCUUCUGUGAUGAGAACAGGAAACUAAAGUUCAACCCUUCACUGUAAAAUACUGUAUAAAUAAAACAAAACAUGAUUUGCCAUUUCUUUCUUCUUCUGUCAAUGUCCAGCAUCAGAGCGUGUAUCCUGGACCGUGAAGUGAUCUUGUACAGUCCUUUUCCUUUUUAGCUAUACGCCUUGAAUGUUACCCAUCAAUGUAAAGAACAACAGUGAAAAAAAGCUUCUUUCUACAUGCCAGCUGGGAUCAACCAAAUAGACUUUCCCUGAGCUCUGUACAGAUUUAAAGAAAAUUAGAAAAAAAAUAAAUAAAUAAAACAAAGCUUAAGCAAAUUUGCAGAGAAACGUGAGGACGGAUAUUUUUGUUAUUCUGAUGAUUUUCGUGGUUCCUCCCUUUGGUGCGUUUUCACUCUGCCUGCUUUCUCACACACGUAUGCCGCUCGCCUACAGACCAGCAUAAAGAUUUUCGAAAGUUGGAAGUUUUGGGUAAUAUUUGUUCUAUUGCCGUUUCUGUCUUUUCUUUUAGUGUUUGUUCUUUCUAGAAAUAGAUGUUGCCAUUUUGGUUUCUAGUAGGCAGUGAACGUUAAAAAAUGUAUCUAAAGUAUUUUCUGUUUGUCAUUUGCACUUUAUGUCUGUUACCUCCAAGGGUGAAUCUCACAAAUAAUGAUAUACUACUGUAUAUAUAACAAGAAAUUAUAUUUAGAAUCAAGAAAAUAGAGGCUAUUUUAGGACCGUUAAUUGCCCAAUUGUUAAUUGUCUACUGUAAGGCAAAAAAAAAAAAGAAAAAUCACAUCGUCAAAAACAAAAAAUAAAGACUUAAACAUUGCCUUUAUGAAAAAAAAAGAAAAAAAAAGAAAAAAGACUUUUUUUGUUUUUUUGUCUUUUUUGUGAAAUAUGUCCUGGAACUUUUUUUUGUGAGAUUCACCCCCAUUUAUUUGUAUCUACAGUAUUUGUAAAUCCUGUUGCAUCGUUUGAUUUGAAGUGCCAUACUCUUACAUUAAACAGAAGGACUGCCACCAAACCAUAGACAAGAUGCUUAUCAGGAACAUUGUGUAGCUCCAUUUUGACUAAAAAACAGCUGGCGACUGAACACAACAACUUUUUUUGUAAACCAGAAUUUGGUUGAGAAGCUUUUCUCCUCAAGCUUUCCGAAACUCUGCAUCUACAUGUUUUCAGUGUGAUAAAAAGCAAGUGAAUUUAACUGUAAAUCCAAGAGUUUUGCACGAAAACUGUGACUUGACUGUGAUAUUUGUUUCUGAACUGCUGAAAUGUAUUUUGCAGAAGAAUAUAUGAAUGUUUCACUGAAAACAAAGGUUAUGGCACCUUUUUUUUUUUUUUGGACUGUGAUUUUUUUAUCUUUUUGAAUUUUAAUGAAUUCACUGCCUGCUUUUUGUUUGACCACUAUGUGUAUUUUUUAUUUUAAUUUUUUUCAAUGAUUAUUUAUCAAUUAUUUGUCUAGCAAAGUGGUAUGUAGAGCUGGUGAUUUCAUGACCAUGGUGGUUCUGUUGCUUGGAAUUGUGAUAACAUAAAUAAAGGGACCAAAAUGUUGAACAGCAA
Molecule: messenger RNA, 6651 nt
Organism: Megalobrama amblycephala (Wuchang bream)
Lineage: Eukaryota; Metazoa; Chordata; Actinopteri; Cypriniformes; Xenocyprididae
Gene: ptprt
Product: protein tyrosine phosphatase receptor type T
Exons: 34
Coding region: 114-4991 (1625 amino acids)
Biological process (GO): protein dephosphorylation
Cellular component (GO): membrane
Molecular function (GO): protein tyrosine phosphatase activity; protein binding
Source: RefSeq, a predicted model, not a curated record